Messenger RNA from Cornus florida, 2044 nucleotides. Its product is annotated as FCS-Like Zinc finger 8-like. NCBI's taxonomy places the organism in Eukaryota, Viridiplantae, Streptophyta, Magnoliopsida, Cornales, Cornaceae. The transcript has 2 exons. Bases 836 to 1789 code for a protein of 317 amino acids. The record is from RefSeq and is a predicted model, not a curated record.
GAGAGAGAAUAGUAGGUUGGACCAAUAGUGAGGACAAAACUCCAAAGGACUAGAGAGAGAAAGAGAGUAGUACCAAAACUGCAGAAAAGGACGAAAAUCAGUUUCGUACAUUUUGAUGUAGUAAAACUGAUCUAGAGAGAGAGAGAGAGAGAGUGGGGAAUUCUAGAGAGAGAGGCAACCUCUGGGCUCAGGCUCGGAGAGGAGUGCCAGUAGUGUGUUUGGUUUUGUCAAACUAAAAACUAUUGAGAUUGGCAUGCACACACUUUCUUCUUUAUAAGGCCACCAAUACCCAGCCCUUUUCUCAAUUUUUUCUCUGCUCCUUCUUCCCUCCUUUGCUCUUUCUUUUGUUCUGUGUCAAUUGAAAAAGCAGAGUGAAAAAACAUAAAGACACUCAAAAACAGAGCAUAUUUCUGAAUGUAUAAACACAAUUCUUUAUGCAUUUCAGUGGCAAGUCUUUACUUCGCCUCUGAUCUUGAUUUUAUGUAUUUCAUGCAUUCAGAUUAUGAUGAAAUUUGAAGUUUUCUUUCUCUUUGAUGUUAGAGUUUCAUUCAUGGAGGCUACAGAGAUUUAGGAUGGCUUUCCCAAUGUCAACAGAUUGACCAUUUUUUUUUUUCUGUUACUUUUUCUUUUAAUUUGUUGGGAAAAAAAGCUACCCUUUUGUGCUAAUUUUGAAGCUUUUUUAUUUUCUUUUUACACAAUCAAGUGAUUGACGAGUAUGUUUCAUUUUGAUUUCUUAAACUCACCUUCACUGACGGUUUCUUCUUCUUCAUCUUCUUCCUCUUUGGAAUAAUUAUUCGAUAAAUUUGCCUGAAUUUAAUUUGAUUUAGAGUGAGUAAUGCUGAGAAAUAGAUCUAGAGCCGUGACCAGUAAGCAAAAGCAACCUAAUAUGGCUGAGAACAUCUCUCCUUCCCAAAAUCACACCAGACCACCCAUUUCUUCCUUCUUUGGUUCUCCGAGAUUUUUCAGUGGUUUUUUGGGAAAUGGUCACUCUGAGACAGAAACCACUAUGAGUCCAACUUCAAUUCUUGAUUGUAAAACAUCCCCUACUUUUGCAAACCCAUUUGGAUAUGAUAGAAAUUUGUCUAAAUUCUCAAAUACUACUUUAUCAGAAGACAGACGCUCAUGGGAAAGUAGUUCAGAUCCCAAAGGCAUUGGUGUUGCUCUUAUUGACUCACACGGUGAUGAAACAGCUCAUGAUGACAAUAUCUCCAAACCCAAUAAAAAAAUGGUCUUGUUUGGAUCAAAGCUUAAGAUUCAAAUCCCUCCUCUUCCAUCCUCUGCUCUUUCUCCAGCUGACUCCCCCAAAUCCCCUGCCGAUUUCGGAAUCAAGACCCAGAAUUCACAAUUUUCUGGUUCUUUAUCUCCACUUGGGUCUUUGAAUUCUGGAAUCCAAACAGGGGAUUCUCCUAAGGCUUCUCCUAUUGGCUCUCUGUCAAUAAGUGAGAUCGAACUUUCCGAGGACUAUACAUGUGUAAUCUCUCAUGGCCCAAAUCCUAGAACCACUCAUAUAUAUUGUAACUGUGUUGUUGAGAACUGUUGCGGUGUUGUUAAAUUGUCUGAAUUGAGAAAUGACUCUGUUUCUUUAUCCGAUAAGCUGAAUUCUCCAUCUGACAAUUUCCUUAGCUUCUGUCACACUUGCAAGAAGAAUCUUGAGCAGGGCCAAGACAUUUACAUGUACAGAGGUGAGGAGGCCUUUUGCAGCCCCGAAUGCCGGUGCCGAGAAAUGCUAUUCGACGGAGUGGAGAAUUCAGAUUUGGUUGAUGUUUUUGGAACUCAAUCAUCUCCAUGAAGAAGACUUACAAUUUUCCAUACUUUUGAUCUGUGACUUCUCUUCUAGGGACCAUUAAUUGAUACAAUCAAUGUGGGUGGUUGUUCUGUCAAUUUCUUUGUUUUCUUUUUCUUUUUCUUUUUCGUUUUUUUCUUUCUUUCAAUUUUGGUCUUUCCUUUUUGUCCUCUCCCCUGCAUAUACAGAGAUAAGAGAGGGUGAUAUAUAAUGUAGAAAUUUGUUUUUGUUGAAAUAAUGACUAGAUGUGGUUGCUUUGCU